Sesamum indicum (sesame) is the source of this 2959-nucleotide messenger RNA. RefSeq names its product type IV inositol polyphosphate 5-phosphatase 7. Gene Ontology annotation, biological process: phosphatidylinositol dephosphorylation. Gene Ontology annotation, molecular function: phosphatidylinositol-3,4,5-trisphosphate 5-phosphatase activity; phosphatidylinositol-4,5-bisphosphate 5-phosphatase activity; inositol-polyphosphate 5-phosphatase activity. Lineage: Eukaryota; Viridiplantae; Streptophyta; Magnoliopsida; Lamiales; Pedaliaceae. The record is from RefSeq and is a predicted model, not a curated record.
CUGUUCAAAUUCGAUACUUUGCUGUUACUGUUUUUCUACUGAGAACGAGGCUGUUUUUUUCCAAGAAAAAGAAAAAUAAAGAAUGCCCCUCAAAAUUCUCGUCCUUCUCUUUCUCUCCCUCUCACUGUAAUAAUUGCAUUGUCUUGUUCUUAAGUUAGUUUUGUCUCAUUUUUUGUGUCGUUCUCGUUUUGGUUUCUGGAGUUGGGCUUCUAGUCUCUGUCUUUCUCCUAUUGUCAUGUUUUAGUGUGUGUUGUGUGUAGACUACUUGUGUGAGCAUCACAGAGGUAAACCAAAGAAAAGAAAAAAGAUCUAAUCUUGAUUGUUUGGGCUGCUGGAAAACUGAAAAUAUUUAUGAAAACCGGGAAUGCCCAUUUGCGAUCUUUGUCAUAUUUUGCAUUAGAAUUGGAGUAUAGAAGCCAUUGAAGACAGAGAAAGCUAGCUGGUUCAUAUUCUUGAAGUUUUUGUAUUGGGAUUUUCUCUUUGAUAUUUCAGCAAAGAUCAGAUUUUUUUGGAAGAGGGGAGCAGCAAGGUGAAGUGUAUGAAGAGUGCGCAUGUAGAAAUAGGUGGAAACAACAAUGAAAGAUGAUAAUUCCAAGAAAAGCAAGUUCUCAUGGUCAAAGAAACUGGUUAGAAAAUGGUUCAAUAACAAGUGCAAGAGUGAGGAGAUUCAAGCUGAUGGAGCUGUUUAUGGAGGUUGUGAUAACGAAUGGAGGAGUAGCUUCCCUGAAAGAGAACCUUCCACAAUCAAGAAAAGUCGAACUGCAGAAAAACCAGGGAAGAAUACGGAGCGUUCCUUUUCCCCUUCACGCUCCCGUUCCAGGCGGGGGCGAGGUUAUCUUGAUCACCCCCAGAUUUUGAAUAUCCAGAACUAUAGUCUUUUUGUGUCGACGUGGAAUGUGGGAGGAAAAUCGCCGAACAGCAAUAUGAACUUGGAUGAUUGGCUGCACUCGGCCCCUCCUGCGGACAUAUAUGUUCUUGGGUUUCAGGAAAUAGUUCCUCUGAGUGCUGGUAAUAUUCUGGGAGCUGAGGAUAAUGGCCCUGCCAAGAAGUGGCUUGCUCUUAUCAAAAGAACAUUAAAUAAUGCUCCUGGCACUAGUGGAGGCAGCGCCUGCUAUACUCCAUCGCCUGUCCCUGAUCCCGUUGCUGAGUGGAAUGCUGAUUUUGAGGGAUCGACUCGGCAGAAUGCCUCAGCUUUCUUCCAUCGUCGUUCGUUCCAAACUCCACAAUAUUGCUGGAAUAUGGAAAAUGAAACUUCGAUCUCACAGCCUCGUCUGGAUAGGCGUUUUAGUGUUUGUGAUCGUGUAAUAUUUGGUCAUAGGCAAAGUGACUUUGAUCCGAAUAUGAGAUGGGGUUACAGACCAAGUGACUGUUCCUCUAGUCAGCGGCCGAGUGAUUAUUCUUCCACCCGCAGACCAAGUGAUUACUCCUCAGGUCCCCGACCAAGUGACUAUUCCUCCAGUCGGCGGCCAAGCAACUACUCCUGGGGUCAGAGGCCAAGUGAUUUCUCUAGAUUGGGCUCGGACGAGGAUUUUCUGCCAGAUGAUUCUCCCAGCACAGUGUUGCACUCACCAAUGUCGUAUAGUACAUAUGCACCAGCAGACAAUGCAUAUGCAGCGCCGGGAAAUCCAAGAUACUCUUUAGUCGCAAGUAAGCAAAUGGUAGGCAUUUUUCUUACUGUCUGGGUGCGGAGCGAGUUGACGGAACACGUCCACAACAUAAAGGUUUCAUGUGUUGGUCGAGGAUUGAUGGGCUACCUCGGUAAUAAGGGAUCCAUUUCAAUCAGCAUGUUGUUGCAUCAGACCAGCCUUUGUUUUGUUUGCAGUCACUUGACGUCAGGUCAAAAAGAAGGCGACGAACUGCGUAGGAACGCCGACGUCAUGGAGAUCCUAAGGAAAACAAGAUUUCCAAGAGUUAACAGCACCAACGACGAAAAAUCCCCAGAGACCGUCCUUGAGCAUGAUCGAGUUAUUUGGCUUGGAGAUCUGAACUACCGAAUAGCUCUGCCGUACCGGUCUGCCAAAGCACUUGUUGAAAUGCAAAACUGGAGAGCAUUGUUAGAAAAAGACCAACUUCGGAUAGAGCAGAGACGAGGUCGAGUUUUUGAUGGGUGGAGAGAAGGAAAGAUCUAUUUCCCGCCAACGUAUAAAUAUUCACAUAAUUCAGAUAGAUACACCGGCGAUGAUAUGCACCCAAAGGAGAAACGAAGGACGCCCGCAUGGUGCGAUCGAAUUCUGUGGCGAGCAGGUGGCCUCCAGCAAUUAUCGUAUGUCCGGGGGGAGUCUAGGUUCUCGGAUCAUCGACCCGUUUCUAGUGUUUUUUGGGCUGAAAUCGAGUCGGUCCACGACAGACUGAGGAAAAGCACGAGCGGCUCGAGCUCCAGAAUAGAGGUGGAGGAGCUGUUACCGUACUCACAUGGUUAUACGGAACUCUGCUUCUUCUGAAGGAGGCUUAUCUGCUGCGUUUAAUAUCAUGUGUUGGAGGUCGCACAUAUAUAUUGUUGGUUGCAGUCGCCCAAGUGAAUUGCUUUCAAGAAAUUCAACCUGAAGAACGACGGUGACGUUCCUUUCCACUAACCAAGAAAGAUGUAGAUACUUGCAAUUUUGCCCGCUAACGUUGCUCGAUAACCUGAUGACCUCUGAACCUCUCGAUUUAGUUUCGGUACCGGCAGAAAUAGCCGUCCGGACGAGGUACCAAGAUCAUAGACGUUGAUCAAUCCUCACUUUCCGAACAUCUUAUGAUUUUCGAUCUUGAAGAUUCUUUUAAAUUUUUGGGAUGAUGGAUUCUUGGACGAGGAGGGAAGUAGAGAUGGUCAAAAUAAUCAAUCCCAUUUUUGAUCUUUUUUUUUCUGAGUUUUUGAAUUUUACAAAUGUAAGAGAGAAGUGAGAAUGAGAUGUUGGUAAGGUGAUAUUGUUGCCAAUGAUUUGUUACUGAAAAGUAGUUUUUGUUGGUUGGAACACAA